GUAUUUUUGUCUCCUUAUAAUGAAUUUCUAUAUAGUGAAGUUGUCUAUAUAAUGAACAAAUUUUACAGCUGGAAAUUCAAGCGUCCUAAGUUUUUGUCUCCAUACAGUGAAUUUUUUCAAAAGUUUUCUGUUGCAAAAAAUUACAGUUAGAUGUGGACAAACUGUAAUGAGGGGAAUCCCAAAAUUAAAACAGAAAGAGCUGAGCUAUUACAGUUUUAUUCAGUGAUUGAAGUUAAAAUGACGCAUCGAAGCAGCAUUUCGGUUGAAAAAAAGGUAUUAAUGAUUAACAAAGUUAAUGAAGGAAAGAAAAAAAAAAGAUAUUCCCAAUGAAUUCGGAGCUCUUCCCUGCACUUUAUCAAAUAUUUUAAAAAAUAAGGAAGUGAUUUUAAAAAAUGCGGAGGAUUUGGCAGUAAAUACCAAACGCAAAAGACUUCGACCUUGUCAUUUUGAGGAUGUUGACGAAGCAAUGCUGAAAUGGUUACUCGUUGCACGUGGUAAGAAUCUCCCUUUAUCUGGACCAUUAUUGAAGCAAAAGGCCAAAGAUUUUGCGGAAGCACUAGGACACCACGAAUUUGCGGCAAGUACAGGUUGGUUAGACAAGUUCAAAAUUCGGCAUGGCGUUAUUCAAAAGAUAUUAUGUGGGGAAAGUGCUGACGCCAACAUAGAAAACCGUGAUGAAUGGGUAACGAACGCCUUACCGAAAUUAAUUGAAAAUUACAACAUUAACGACAUUUUUAAUGCCGACGAGACUGCUUUGUUUUUCAAAUGCUUGCCAACUAAAACACUGGCAUUCAAAAAUGAAAAAUGCUUUGGUGGGAAGCAAAGCAAGGAGAGAAUAACUGUCCUGGUGGGAAGCAAUAUGACUGGAUCAGUAAAGCUAAAAUUGCUGGUAAUCGGAAAGGCCAAAAAUCCGAGGUGCUUCAAGGGAAUAAAAUCUUUAGGUGUCGAUUAUGAGUUUAACAAAAAAGCAUGGAUGACCAGUGAGAUUUUUACGAAAUGGAUUGUAAAACUCGACAAAAAAUUUUGUGAUCAAAACAGAAAGGUUUUGGUUUUUGUUGAUAACUGUACUGCCCACCCUAAAGAUGUAAGAGACAAGUUGAGAAACAUUCAUCUCGCUUAUUUUCCUCCCAACAUGACUUCGUUACUUCAACCAAUGGACCAAGGCAUUAUCUACAACAUGAAACAACAUUACAGAAAACGAAUUUUAACGAAUAUAUUGACUCAAGUGGAUGGGGGAAAUUCUGUUAUGGCCAUAGACUUGCUGCAAGCAGUUCGAAAUCUUAGCAAUGUAUGGAAUGUCUAUGUUAAACCAGAAACAAUUGCCAACUGUUUUAAAAAGGCUGGAUUUUCAAAAGAUGCCAUGCAGAUUACAUUUGAGCAUUGGGAUGAAGAGGACCUUCUUUCAAUAUCAGAUUUGGCUGCUUUACAGUCUUCAUUUAAAAAAGUAGCAAAUAUCGAAGCAUCGUUUGAUGACUACGUAAAUGUUGAUAAUGGUGUGCAGACUUGGGACAACCCAUCCGAAGAAGAUAUUCUCAGCAGCAUUUUUGAAAGUCGCGGAGUUCCAGCUGAACCUGAUAACGAUGAACACGAUUUGACCGUUGAAGAAUUGGCAGAAACUGAGGAGGCAUUACCUACGUUGAUACAAGCUGCUUCAUCCAUUAGCGUAAUUAGAACCUUUGUGGAAAUGAGGAGUGACGUGCCGAUUAAUGUUUUCAACUCUCUACAUGAUUUGGAAGCUUUUAUUGAAAAUGAAAAAUGGAAGAUUGUAAUUCAAACCAAACUCACUGAUUAUUUUAAAUAAAAUUACAUAAAAAAUCAAUGUUUCUUUAUAAUGAAGUUUCUAUAUAGUGAAGUGAUUUUCAGGUCCCGUGCGAAUUCACUAUAUGGAAGUUCG
Anastrepha ludens (Mexican fruit fly) is the source of this 1894-nucleotide messenger RNA. Its product is annotated as tigger transposable element-derived protein 4-like. Gene Ontology annotation, molecular function: DNA binding. The transcript is spliced from 2 exons. Lineage: Eukaryota; Metazoa; Arthropoda; Insecta; Diptera; Tephritidae. Gene Ontology annotation, cellular component: nucleus. The coding region runs from base 296 to 1801 and encodes 501 amino acids. The record is from RefSeq and is a predicted model, not a curated record.